GAUCAAUGCCUGAAACGAAAUCUAAAAUGUGAACCAUUUUGAUUAUUAAAAGGGGUCGUGAGCCAAAACCCUUGAAAACAGGACGGUCCAGUCCAUUUUCAGAAAACUCUCCCUCCACUACCACUAACAACCUCCUGGAGUUGAAUAAAAAGGCGCACUAUAAUUAGCCUCAACUUCUUCCAUCUCCUCCCUGGCCUAACCUCACUCACUCACUGUUGAUGCCCUGACAAAUUCUUCUACUCUCUCUCUCUCUGUGCUGAUGCUGCUGGAUAUUGAUGUUCUACUUCUCAUCUCGGCAAUUGGUUAACACCAACAGAAUUAUCAUAUCUUUCGCAUACUGAAUACUGUCUUGUUUCCCAGCCCUCUAUGGCCUCUUCUUCUUCUUCUUCUACUUCCUUUUGCUUUCCGUCCGCCGGAGCCCGAACCUGUCUCCGAGCCGACGUCGCCGGACCCGUGCUCUCUGGUGGUCUCCGUCCUUGUGGGACCACUCAAUUCAACAAGUCUCGGAGGAGGAUUGUUGUUCGUUGCUCUUUGGACCAGAAUGUCUCGGACAUGAGGGUCAAUGCUCCAAAAGGGUUAUUUCCACCCGAACCUGAACACUAUCGGGGACCAAAACUGAAAGUGGCUAUUAUUGGAGCUGGUCUUGCGGCUAUGUCAACUGCAGUUGAGCUAUUGGAUCAAGGCCAUGAGGUGGACAUAUACGAGUCAAGAUCUUUCAUUGGUGGGAAAGUUGGUUCUUUUGUUGAUAAACGUGGAAAUCACAUCGAAAUGGGACUUCAUGUUUUCUUUGGUUGCUACAAUAAUCUUUUCCGAUUGUUGAAAAAGGUUGGUGCUGAUAAAAAUCUGCUUGUGAAGGAUCAUACUCACACUUUUGUUAAUAAAGGGGGUGAAAUUGGAGAACUUGAUUUUAGGUUUCCAAUUGGAGCACCAAUACAUGGAAUUCGUGCUUUUUUGUCUACAAAUCAGCUCAAGCCUUAUGAUAAAGCAAGAAAUGCCUUGGCUCUUGCCUUAAGUCCAGUGGUGCGAGCACUUGUUGAUCCAGAUGGAGCAAUGAGAGAUAUACGGAAUCUGGAUAGUAUAAGCUUCUCGGAUUGGUUCUUGUCUAAAGGUGGCACCCGUGCAAGUAUAACGAGAAUGUGGGAUCCUGUUGCUUAUGCUCUCGGGUUUAUCGAUUGCGAUAAUAUCAGCGCCCGUUGUAUGCUCACUAUAUUUGGAUUGUUUGCUACCAAAACAGAGGCUUCCUUAUUACGCAUGCUUAAAGGUUCUCCGGACAUUUAUUUAAGUGGCCCCAUCAGAAAGUAUAUUGAAGAAAAAGGAGGAAGGUUCCAUCUGAGGUGGGGUUGCAGAGAGAUACUACAUGAGAGAUCUACUGAUGGAGAGACGUAUGUAACAGGAAUUGCUAUGUCCAAGGCUACCCAAAAGAAAAUUGUGAAAGCUGAUGCUUAUAUUGCAGCAUGUGAUGUUCCUGGAAUAAAAAGAUUAGUUCCACCCAAGUGGAGGGAGUGGGAAUUCUUUGAUAAUAUCUAUGAACUAGUUGGAGUGCCUGUGGUAACAGUGCAACUGAGAUAUAAUGGCUGGGUAACAGAGUUGCAGGAUUUAGAACGGUCCAGGCAACUAAGGCAAGCUGCAGGGUUGGAUAAUCUUCUUUACACCCCAGAUGCAGAUUUCUCAUGUUUUGCAGACCUUGCACUUGCAUCCCCAGAAGACUAUUACAUUGAGGGGCAAGGAUCUUUGCUCCAAUGUGUGCUUACACCUGGUGAUCCCUACAUGCCAUUACCAAAUGAUGAAAUCAUAAAAAGAGUUGCAAAACAGGUCUUGGCUUUAUUCCCAUCUUCCCAAGGUUUGGAAAUUACUUGGUCGUCUGUCGUCAAAAUUGGGCAAUCUUUAUACCGUGAGGCGCCUGGUAAAGAUCCAUUUAGACCUGAUCAGAAGACACCCGUGAGGAAUUUUUUCCUUGCUGGCUCAUAUACAAAGCAGGAUUACAUAGAUAGCAUGGAAGGAGCCACCCUAUCUGGCAGACAAGCCUCUGCUUACAUAUGUGAUGCUGGGGAGGAAUUGUUGGCAUUACGAAAGAAGCUUGCUGCUGCCGAUGCUGAAUCCAGACGGCUUACCGGAGGAGAGGCUUCUUAUAUGACUGACGAGUUGAGUCUUGUAUGAUAAAUUCCAAUUCCUUUGUACAGCCCCUAGCAGACGGCCUCAAAUUGAUGAGUCAGAGGACAGAUACGGCGGAAUAUGUAUGCAUGACGUGUUUAAUUUCCACAUAUGAUUGUAACAUGUGUAGUUAGAUGUUAGAUCUCAUCCCGUUUGAUGUCAAUCACUAGCAUUGAUGUGUCCAUAUUGUGGCGCCUUUGCAUUGUGUUUCUCUGUAUGUUUGCAUCUCCACAUGCCAUACGCGAUUGUAUGUGACAGUAGGCCGUUGAUAGUAUGACAUAUAAUGUUGAACUCA
This is a messenger RNA of Rhododendron vialii, 2446 nucleotides long. Its product is annotated as zeta-carotene desaturase, chloroplastic/chromoplastic. Gene Ontology annotation, biological process: carotenoid biosynthetic process. The transcript has 14 exons. The record is from RefSeq and is a predicted model, not a curated record. Gene Ontology annotation, molecular function: 9,9'-di-cis-zeta-carotene desaturase activity. Bases 367 to 2157 code for a protein of 596 amino acids. NCBI's taxonomy places the organism in Eukaryota, Viridiplantae, Streptophyta, Magnoliopsida, Ericales, Ericaceae.